AUGGCAGAGACACGGCUGCUAUCUCCGCUACACUGCUGGCUGAGGUCGCCGCUGAGCCUCGUCGCUCGUCCCGGCUCGAGGCGGCUGUUGCACUACAGCGCUCCACGCCGUGCGGACCAGGCGGCCAGACCACCACCACCACCGCUGCCGCCGCCGUACAAGAUCCUCUUUUGCGGCACCGAUACCUUUGCGUGCGCAUCGCUCCAGGCCCUCAUCGACCGGCCAGACCUCUGCGACCACCUCCAUGUCCUCACCCCGCCGGAUACCAAGCAGGGCUGGGGUGCCAAGCGCAUGAAGAUCGCCCCCAUCAAGCAGCUCGCGUUGCAUCAUGGCCUUCCCCACGACCACGUACCACCGAGCGGCCUGGACGACUACCAGCUGCCCGCCAUCCUCCGCUCACCGGCCUCGAUACUGCUCACCUGCUCCUUUGGCCACCUCAUACCCACCUCGCUCCUCGCCUCGUUCCCCUCGCCCUCGCAACGGCUCAACCUGCACCCUUCGCUCCUCCCUAAGCUACGCGGAGCCGCACCGCUGCAGUGGACCAUCGCCCGUCGGCUCGACGAGGGCGGGGUGACGGUACAGACGCUCCAGGACGGUCGCUUCGACGCGGGCCGGAUCCUCGGGCAGCAGCGCCUCCCCAUCCCGGGCGACGCCACGUACCUCGACCUGGAAAAGACGAUGGCGCAGCGCGGAGCCGAGCUGCUCGUCGACGUCCUCUCUGACCUCCCCGGUGCGGAGCGACGCGGUUGGGACCAGGACGAGGCCGAGGUGUCGUUUGCGUUCAAGGUCAAGAGGUCCAACCUCGAGGUGCGCUGGGAAAAGUGGUCGGCCAGGGACAUCGAGGCUAGGUUGAGGGGGUUCGGAUAUCUCUACCCACUCUCAACCACCCUACACCCCGCGACACCCACGUUUCCACCACUCCGAACCCUCUUCGAGAGCUGCAGCGUCCUUCCCUCCUCCGACCUUGGCGCGCGAGACCCGCACGUCUUCUCCCUCCUCUCCACCUCACCGCCCGGUACAGCGACCUACUCUUCGGUCCUCAACUCCCUCGUCAUCACAACAACAAAGGACGCACAGACACCGUCGUCGUCGGGCGGCAACGAGUUCCUCCUCGUCGAUCGCAUAAAGGCGCAGGGAAAAAAGACCAAAGACGCUCUCGAGUGGUGGAGAGGUUUCCGGGAUCGCGCAGACGACCAGGGGCUCGUCAGCUUCCGCUUCGACGGUAUCGCCCACGCCGAGGGUAGGAAGUGA
Messenger RNA from Pseudozyma flocculosa PF-1, 1251 nucleotides. RefSeq lists its product as uncharacterized. Gene Ontology annotation, biological process: biosynthetic process; conversion of methionyl-tRNA to N-formyl-methionyl-tRNA. Gene Ontology annotation, cellular component: mitochondrion. The transcript is spliced from 5 exons. Gene Ontology annotation, molecular function: methionyl-tRNA formyltransferase activity. The record is from RefSeq and is a predicted model, not a curated record. NCBI's taxonomy places the organism in Eukaryota, Fungi, Basidiomycota, Ustilaginomycetes, Ustilaginales, Ustilaginaceae. The coding region runs from base 1 to 1251 and encodes 416 amino acids.